Phoenix dactylifera (date palm) is the source of this 1236-nucleotide messenger RNA. Lineage: Eukaryota; Viridiplantae; Streptophyta; Magnoliopsida; Arecales; Arecaceae. The record is from RefSeq and is a predicted model, not a curated record.
AUGGAGGAAACAAGAGCGGUGGCGAUGGCGGCGGAGCAGGAGGAUAAGCAAGGGCAGCAGCUGCCGACGGAGAGCAGCCCCUACACGAGGUACGAGGACCUGGAGGACUACAAGCUGCGGGGCUACGGCACCCAGGGCCACCAGCCCCCAGUGGACCAACCCCGCGGCCGCGGUGGCGGUGGCACCGACGCCCCCACCCUCUCCGGCAGCGGCCUCUCCCAGGGCCAGGCGGCCCAUGCCCAAGCUACGGACACCAUCAAUCGCCAGGGCCCCUACUGGUGCGAGAAGAAGUAUCGGAGCGAGCGGCGAGCCUGGAGCCCGGCCGCACCGCGCUGGCGACUCGGCCAGAUUCUACGAGGUUCCGGCCUCCGGGUAAUCCAGCGCCGUUCCAUCUCCUGCACCUUCAAAGUCCCUCCUAGAAUCAUUGACGUGAAUGGAAACUUGUCGGCAGGGGCCAUAGCAAACCUCGUGGGUGAGGUGGGAGCUGCUGCAAUGCAUCCUGAUGGUCACCACAUGAAGGUCUCGGUCGUAUGUAUGCGAGCUCUUCGUUUGCGGUUUCUCUUUUUUUUUUUUCCUUUUUUUUUAUUUUUUUAUACCACUGCUUCCUGCUCAAAAGCUCAUCCAAAUUCUGUCUCCUCUACUUUUCGCGUAUUUAUUUAUCAAAAUUUUAUUGUUGAUCAAGAUGAAUUGGAGAUCAUCUUAAGUGUUUUAGGGCACAAAGGACCUUAUGAUGGAACAUAUGCGUUGCUGAUAAACAAAAUGACAGGAGAGAUUGUUGCUGAAGGUCGACACUCAUUUUUUGGUAAUCUUAAAAGCAAGUUCUAAAUAGACACCCAUUAUCUCAUGCACAUUUGAGCUAUUUGUCCUCUCAGUUCUUGCAUGAUGCAAGAACAAAAAAAAAGGCCGGGUGGCUCUUUUUGCCUCCUCUUACAUCAAAAAAAAAAAAGAAAGUUCUUGCAUGAUGCAGUUUGUCAAUUCGAAUGGACAUGUUAAUGAAUGUAUUAUGGAUAAAUGAAUUAAAUUCUAUUACACAAAUGUGAAUUACCAUAAUCUCCUCUUUGAUCAUGUGUUAAGAUAGGUGAAUCACAAAGAUUAUUUUAUAUUUUUUAAAAUUCCAUGAAGGUCAAUUUGCAUUUUUUUCUCAACUGUCUACUUGUGGUUCGUCAUUUGAGAUUCUUUUAAGAUACUUUUAAGUUGUUAGAUAAAUUGACUUGUCUAUAACCGCAAUAUUUAUCA